UCUAUAACCUCACUAAUUUUCUGUACAGAAAAGCACAUGAGAAGUCAUUCGAAUAAAAAUAUGAUGAAAUGAAGCCCAUAAUUUGGAAAUUGAUUGAAUUGAAAUAUUGUACUCAAUAUAAUUUUCAGGUAUAAUUGAAAUUACAGCUAGUGUAAAUCCUUAUUCAAACGAAAUAAAAAAACAUUAUCCCAUACUGUUCUGGAACGUAGUCAUAGAGUAAUAUUUCACGUGGUAAUUCUGUUUCUGUGUUCUAAAUGACUGAUAUCAACUUUCACAAAUGUCAAGUAAACAACAGUUCUCAACUAUGCAAGCUUGGUGCUACAUCGUGUUGAAUAGUUUUGUUGUUUUGCUGUGAUUUGUAAAUAAAAAUCAGAAACACAGUUUUUUUGAAUUGAAUAUAGAGUGAAGCGGACAAUGUCCAGUAAAGUACAUGAAAAUGAUCUGUACGGUACAAAUUUUUCAAUUGAAUCUAUCAAAGUUAUAGCAGAAAGUAUAGGAAUAGCUAGUCUUCAAGAUGAAGCUGCAAAAGAAAUGUCAGACGAAAUAUCUUUUCGUUUAAAACAUAUAAUUCAAGACGCAGCCAAAUUUAUGCACCAUGGAAAAAGGAUAAAACUAAUGCCAAGUGAUAUAGAUUCUGCUUUGCGGUCUAAAAACUUGGAGCCACAAUUUGGUUUCAAAAAUCCUGAUUAUACACCAUUCAGAUUUGCCUCUGGUGGUGGUAGGGAACUGCAUUUUUUGGAAGAGGCGGAAGUUGAUUUAAACGACUUGAUUUCUAAUUCUACUCCUAAAGCUCCCUAUGAUGUAACGCUUAGGUCUCACUGGUUGAGUAUUGAUGGUAUACAACCUACUAUACCUGAGAAUCCACCACCAGCCACAAAGAGUAUGCAGAAGUUGGAAUCUGUUGAUCCAAUAAAUAAGAAACCUCUCAAAGAAACUUCGGGUAAACCUACAACAGGAAAGCAAAAGUUGAAAAAUGUAGAAACAGUACAAAUUAAACAACUAGCUACUCACGAGUUGUCAGUUGAACAACAGUUAUAUUAUAAGGAAAUAACUGAAGCUUGUGUUGGUUCAGAUGAAGCCAGAAGGGCGGAAGCCCUUCAGAGUUUAGCUUCAGAUCCUGGACUACAUGAGAUGUUACCAAGAAUGUGUACUUUCAUCAUUGAAGGUGUGAGGGUUAAUGUAGUUCAAAAUAAUCUAGCACUCCUUAUAUAUCUCAUGCGAAUGGUCAAAGCAUUGUUAGACAAUCAAUCAUUGUUUUUAGAAAAAUAUUUGCAUGAAUUAAUUCCUGCAGUGACGACAUGUAUAGUUUCAAAGCAGCUGUGUGUAAGACUUGAGUAUGAUAACCACUGGGCUUUGAGAGAUUUUGCAUCACGACUCAUGGCGCAGAUUUGUAAAAACUUCAACACUAGUACAAACAAUAUCCAAACCAGGAUAACAAGAAUGUUCACUAAUGCCCUGAAUCAGGGCGAUAAAAUGCCAUUGUCUUCCUUAUAUGGUGCCUUGCAGGCAUUGUCUGAAUUAGGACCAGAAGUUGUGAGGAUAUUCAUUCUUCCUAGGGUGAAAAUGAUAGGUGCGCGAUUAGAGCAAUACUCGGAGAGUUCGAUGGCUGCAAAUGUUGAUAAAUUGGCCACUGGACACAUAAAAACACUUAUAGUCAAGGCUCUUGUGCCUGUUUUGAAGAGUAUCAGAUCGGUUCCUGAUUUGAUCGAGGAGUACAAGCAGGAUUAUGGAUAUUUGGGAGGCCUUCUUCACAGUGGCGUAUCCAAAGCCAGAACGCUUCCUAACUCCUCUGCAACAACUACUUCAGUGACAAAUUCCGCAAGUGCCAUAACUUCAAUUGCAAGUUCAGUAGCCAGGCCUAUCUCCGCUGCUACUUCAACUAUAAUACAGCAGAACAUUGGGAACAGGGUUGUGAGUCCCGCAGUAGGUCGAGUAGCAAACCAAGGUAACAACCAGAAGAUAGUCUUUGUUACCCAAAGGCCUGGUCAGGGUCAAGUGCAAAAUCAGCAGUCGCCGGCGACUCAAAAUACACAAGUGAUAAAGCUGGUAUCUGGCAGUAACACUCAGGUUCAACAGAAAUUCGUCAAUUCCCAGCAAAAAAUGGUAUUAGUAGGCAUGCAGAACAGCGGGAAUGUGAAUCAGAGUGGUAUGCUAAGUCCAGGUACACAACAGAAUGUGUCUUUUAUGAUGCCGAAGAACAACACUAUUAAAAUGAACGAUGGGUUUUCCCACUUGGAUGAUUUGUCUCAUAUGGACUAGACAUUGCAAUAUCAAGCAGAACCAAAUCAUAUGACUAGGGACUGGAUAUAAAGUGUUGAAACCAAGGAGAAAAAAUAAAAAUUUGCAAGCUCAAAAGAAGUUUUUUCUACAAAUGGUUGGAAGCACUUAGGGGGAGCGAAUAUUCAUCAUUAAUAAUGUGUUCAUAAAGAUGUUCUGAAGAACUUAGGUGAUACUAAAAAGUUUCCCUCAUUCAUUUCUAGACAUAAUUGACUUUUUUAUAUCGAAAUGAUUUUAGUCAGAGAUAUAAAGUGUACAAAAAAAUUGAUCAGAAAAAUUGUAUUAUAAGUAGAGUAAUGAUCGUGUAAAUAUUACGACUGAAUUUUUGUACAUACAAUUGAGAUGUUUUACCAACAUUUUUGUAUAAUAGAAUAAGAAUCAAAACAAAAAAUAAAUAUAUUUUAAUUCAUUA
Messenger RNA from Harmonia axyridis, 2689 nucleotides. It is a transcript of the gene Taf6, whose product is annotated as transcription initiation factor TFIID subunit 6. Gene Ontology annotation, molecular function: RNA polymerase II general transcription initiation factor activity; protein heterodimerization activity; transcription coactivator activity. The transcript has 8 exons. The coding region runs from base 415 to 2259 and encodes 614 amino acids. The record is from RefSeq and is a predicted model, not a curated record. Gene Ontology annotation, cellular component: transcription factor TFIID complex; SAGA complex; SLIK (SAGA-like) complex. Lineage: Eukaryota; Metazoa; Arthropoda; Insecta; Coleoptera; Coccinellidae. Gene Ontology annotation, biological process: RNA polymerase II preinitiation complex assembly; transcription initiation at RNA polymerase II promoter.